Molecule: messenger RNA, 5259 nt
Organism: Acinonyx jubatus (cheetah)
Lineage: Eukaryota; Metazoa; Chordata; Mammalia; Carnivora; Felidae
Gene: SLC25A32
Product: solute carrier family 25 member 32
Exons: 7
Coding region: 1590-2465 (291 amino acids)
Biological process (GO): folate import into mitochondrion; nucleotide transport; mitochondrial transport
Cellular component (GO): mitochondrion; mitochondrial membrane
Molecular function (GO): FAD transmembrane transporter activity; folic acid transmembrane transporter activity
Source: RefSeq, a predicted model, not a curated record
CCCCGGGCUCCUCAUCCUUGCUGGUAUCCCGAACUGGGUGAUAAAAACGCAAUAGGAAGCCUUGCUCUCCCCUGCCUCCUUCAUACUACCAGGCGAGCGUUAAAGAAAAUGCUGUUCUGGCUCACCUGGAACUAGGUUUGAGGAAGGGGAGCGUGGGAAAGGGAUCGGGCCGCCGUCGUCCCGCUCCCCGAAUCUAAGGGAUGGAGAGCAGGGGUAGAAAAGCCUGAGACAAGUUCAUAUUGGGUACGAUGCGGGACUCAACGCCUGAUUUGUAAAAUAAGAAAAAGAUUGUCACGUUUUAGGGCUUAGCCCUCACACGUGCAAAUCAUUCACCCUUGGAGGUACUUUGAAAUCUUAAGGUUGCCACGUGUUUGGCAGUUGCGGAACCGUUGCUUAGAGUAGGGCGUAAUCUUCAGCAGGUGCUUAGGAAUAGGUUUGGGAUAGGAUUCUCUUGAAGGUUUUUGGUGUUUUAUAGUGUGGUACAAGAUCCUAUGAAGGAAUAGUUAGCUCGAAUCCAAAUACUGUGUUUUAAAUUUACGUUUCUUGAAUUAAGUGCAUUGAGUUAAGUGAAUCUGAGUUUUUGCAAAGUACUUUAGAAGUUAAACUCAACAGUAAAUUCUGGAGGAGAUAGUUUCAGGGAAGGUCUUGAUAACUACUGGGAAACUGUUUUCUGACGUUUGGUUUUCUUACUGCUACAAGUUCUGCCUUGAGAAUUAGGUCUGCAGAAGUGGUUCAUCUUCAAGAGUCAGAACAAUAAUACGAAUUGUUCUCUUAAUAUUUGUCGACCGCUGUAUGGAAUACAAAGUACUUAAAGUUCUUGUCCUCAGGGAACUUACAGUGUAAAUUAUAGGCUUGAGUCUUAGUCACAUAAAAGAUAAUUCUAGACAACAUGAAAUCAAGAGCAAAAUGGAAUAAAUCCAAAUAUGAGUAGACUGUCAAGAAAAUUAUAGAUUGCUGAUGGCCAUCUGUAUGGGUCCCAUUAGAUCUUGAAGUUCCAUGUAGAAAGACUGAUAAUUUGAUAGCUGGAAAGAAGACAAGCCAUUCUAUGAAGGAGAGUCAGUGAAAAUUAUGGAGUAUACUCCCUAGAAGAAAACCCAGAAAGGCAUAUAACUUCCAUGGAGUUUGUGAAGUGUGCACAAAUAAAAAUUAUAACAAGUAACAUUCAUUGAGCGUUUACUAAGAGCAAGGCAAUGAACUUAAAGUUUUUAGUAAAUUCUCUGAUUUACUACUCUGAACAACCCUGUGAAUUUAUUAUCCCUAUUAUACAAAUGAAAAUAAUAGAAGUUGACUAACUUGCUGAAGUCACAAGUUUAUAAUGGUAGCUGUGGGAUUUGAGCCCAGGCAGUCUAAUUCUAGAACCCUUUGACUCUUAACCAUUCACCAUUCUACUUCUAAGAAUUCCAAGUAGACAGUGGCUUGAACAUGAAGAGAAGAAUUUUGGACAUGGCUGUAGGCUUGUAUGACUCGGUGUCUCUAGGGUUUUGUCUAGGAGAAGAGGUGACAGUUGAAAUGAUCAUGGAGGAAUAGUGUUGGCUUGGUGAGUUUAAGAUUGUGCUGUGAAGAAGAUUGUGCAUGAAGAAAGGGGAUUCAUGGUGUCUGAAAAGAUUGGUAACCUUCCCAUUUCGGAGAAAAGUCUUAGGAGACCAGUGUGGCCAAGAUUGACAGUGAGUGAUGGAUUGGAACUGAGACCAAAAUAUAAAGGAAUUGUGCAUUGCUUGACUACCAUUUGGAAACUUGAUGGACUACGGGGACUUUACCAAGGAGUAACCCCAAAUGUGUGGGGUGCAGGUUUAUCCUGGGGACUCUACUUUUUCUUUUACAAUGCCAUCAAAUCAUACAAGACAGAAGGAAGAGCUGAUCGUUUAGAGGCAACAGAAUACCUCGUCUCGGCUGCUGAAGCUGGAGCCAUGACCCUCUGCAUUACAAACCCAUUAUGGGUAACAAAAACUCGCCUUAUGUUACAGUACAAUGGUGUUGUUAACUCCUCACAACGACAAUAUAAAGGAAUGUUUGAUACACUUCUGAAAAUAUAUAAGUAUGAAGGUGUGCGAGGAUUGUAUAAGGGAUUUAUUCCUGGGCUGUUUGGAACAUCACAUGGUGCCCUUCAAUUUAUGGCAUAUGAAUUGUUGAAGUUGAAAUACAACCAGCAUAUCAAUAGAUUACCAGAAGCCCAGUUGAGCACAGUAGAAUAUAUAUCUGUUGCAGCACUAUCGAAAAUAUUUGCUGUGGCGGCAACAUACCCAUAUCAAGUUGUGAGAGCUCGUCUUCAGGAUCAACACAUGUUUUACAAGGGCGUGUUGGAUGUAAUCACAAAGACAUGGAGGAAAGAAGGCAUCGGUGGAUUUUACAAAGGAAUUGCCCCCAAUUUGAUUAGAGUGACCCCAGCCUGCUGUAUUACUUUUGUGGUAUAUGAAAAUGUCUCACAUUUUCUACUUGACCUCAGAGAGGAAAAAAAAGUAAGCUAGAAGAAGAUCAUCUCAAUUCGUCUGCUUAACGCAGCAGUUGCUCCUUUGUGUUUGAGGUAUAAACCUCAGAAGAAUGCUGCACAGCAACAUGGUUCAUAAUGGAAAUUGGUGUAUAAUCACUAGAAGUCAAAGAACUGCUAAGACUUUGCAAUGUUGUUUUGCUCUUUGCCUUCCCCAUAUGUUUGGGACUUGGCUACCUCUGCCAGAAAUGGCUCCCAUCAACAUGACAGUAAAACUGAUGUCAAGUGGAGAAUUUCACAAAUUCCUCUAUUUUAGUGUUCAAGUAGAAGCUGAUCACAGCAUUUGCUAAAUGGAUUAGAUCAAUGUGCUUCUUUUUGUGAACUCAUUUGCCUGGAUCGGCUUUAAAAUCAAUCUGUGUGCAAUAGCAAGAAAAUGGCUUCUGAAAAGAAUUGUCGUUGUUUCAAGAGUAAAUUAAACUUUAAGGAUUUGCUGGAAAAAUUGUUGCUUAAAUCCAGACCAUUUUUGAAUUGAGAAAUUUUGGUGAGGGGAAAAAAAAACACCACCACCGUAAAUGUGCGUUAGUUUAAAUUCAGUUGGAAUGUGCUAACUAGGGAAAUUUGAGACGUAUAAACUUCUUUUCAUUUGAGAAAUAUAUUUGUUGUCAUUCUGUCAUUAAUUUUUUCCCUGUGGGCUCUUCCAUAGUUUAAAAUGUAAUUGUGGAUCCAGUUAUUAUAUUUUUUGACAUUGGUACUUGGUGUUUCUUAAACUUAACAGAAUCUGAACUCAGAUGCAGCUGUGUCUGCCCUUAUUUAGAAUAUUUGGCUAUAAGUCACUAAUUGGCUAUAAAUCACUAAUAGAUCACCUCACACACAUACUGGAAUGAUUGGGAUCUGUAUGUUGAGAAACUGUGUGGAAAUGGGAAACUUUAACUUCUUAUUUCAACUAUGAGAUGUAUGGGUCCAGAUCCCAAAUAAACGAUUAGUCUAAAUUAGUUGCUCAUAUUCAGGUUUAAAUACAGAUUAUACUAAUGGCCAUUAUUGAUUUAACUUCUAUGAGUCAUUAUAAAUAUCUAUAAAAGCCUGUCCCCAAAGGAUGCCAGAAUAAUAUUUUUAUUUAUCAUAAACUUCUGUGAAUGCUGUUGCACUUCCAUCUAGUUGUAAAUAAAACAUUGUGGUUUUCAAAGCCAUAUUUAAAUGGUUCUUUGAAGAUAGGUCUAUUUUUUAUAUUUUGAAAACGGCAUUGUUCUAAAAAUGUGGAACAGUAAGUAAUUGUAUUUACUAUAAUCUCUUGUAACAUGCACAGAAAUACUUUAUAAAUUAAAUGUGAUGUAUUUUUCAUCCUUCUGGGUUUACUACUAUAGUUCAUCUGAAUUCCUGACAUUAGUCCCUAUACAAAAUACUGGCUGCAGUUGCUGUUUGGAAUUUUAGAGGUAGUGCCAUUACUUGAAUGCUUCUUGUGUACCCCCAAAUUAAUAAAACAUAAUUUCUGUCUUCUAAGAGCAUAUAAGUUUGCAGAAUAAAUAAAUAAGUGUUAAAUAACUCCAACUCUAGAUGAACGGGCAAGAUUUCUACAAGGCCCUCUAAGGGUUCUGAGAAAAGAGAACUCAUUCAACAACAAAUCGUAACUGAGUUCUUGCUCUGUGCCAGGUAUGUUACCAAGCACUGAAGACACAGCAGGGAAUAACCCAGACAACAUUCCUGCCCUCAGGGAAUUUUCAUUUUAGUGUGAGUGACAGAAUACAAAUAUAUGCAUAGUACAGUUUCAGAUAUUAAAUGCUAUAAAUAGAACUAAAACAGUUGGGAAUAGUGUUGCUGUCUUAGGAUGGUUAGAGUAAGGAAAGAUCUCUUUUGAAGGGUAGUGUUUGAAACAGUUUGAAAGAAGUGAGGAAAGCAAACCACUAUGAGAUAGAGGAAACACAGUCUUCUAGGCAGAGAAAAUAGGAAAUACAAAGGCCCUGAGGCAGGAAUUAAUUUGGCUAGAGGGAAGGAGUGAGGUUAGGGUGGCCCAUACUGUGUGGUGGAAAAGAAAUGCAGGAUUGGCUUCAAAUUUCAGCUUUCCCCUUUGCAGUUUGGCCUGAGGCCAAUAGUUCACCUCUCUGUCUCAAGUUUUCUCAUAUGUAAAAUGGUGAUUUGAUUUGUUCCUUUGUGGAUAAGGAGGAUAUAGGAUGCUUGGGCUAGUGAUUUAUUGAGAGAGUGCUCUUAAGAGACUCUAGAAGAUGAGGAAGAAGUUUAUCAUCACCCUGACCCUAUGGGACAAUGCACUAUGUGUUGGACCACAGAGGUUGUCCUGCCCUGAGGUGAGAGCCUGGGCUAUUAUGUUCUUACAUCAGGCAGAAGAGGGGAGGCUAGGUCCCUUUCCUCAGUCGAGAGCAAUCCUCCAAAAUAAGGUGAAGGGGAGGGGACAGCUGUUAACAGCUGGGAUAUGGGUGCACCAACCCUGUAAAAGGAAUUUGGUGGGUCAACAGCAUCUACAAAUGAGGCUAUUAAAAGUAUGUAGCUCAUAGGAUUAUUGAUCAGAUUAAAUGGAUUAAUCCAUGUAAAGUGUUUAGCAGUGUCCCUGGGCCAAAAAACAUUAGCAUGGGCCAGAUCUUCUAACCCAUGGUCAGGGGUUUAGAUUGUGGGGGAGAUCAUUCUAGUGAUUGUAUUAAGAAACAAUUAGGAGGGGCACCUGGGUGGCUCAGUCGGUUGAGUGUCCGACUUCAGCUCAGGUCAUGAUCUCACAGCUCAUGGGUUCAAGCCCCACGUCAGGCUCUGUGCUGACAGCUCAGAUCCUGCUUCAGAUUCUGUGUGUGUCUCUCUCUCUCUCUCUCUCUCUCUCUCUCUCUCUCUCUCUC